UUCUAACGGGAUUCCUAGGGUGACUGUAAAUAGUAAUAAAGAAACAUAUAAAAUAGUGCAAAGAUAAAUCAAGUUUGGUUGUCUCUCGUUUUCUCUUUUUCCCAUAAGAGAUAAAGCAGCUGCAAUUCUGGGAUGGCGGAGUCUAGUGUGCUACCUCUCCAAGGUGAGUCCUUAUUGAUAACACUACUGUUAAUGUUCUUGCUUAUUGUAAGUAGCAGCGGUGAAAAAGAGUGCUCGGAAUUGCCUAAUUGUGGGUCUAAAGAACCGCCUAUUAGAUUUCCCUUCCAACUCGUCCAGGGGAUGAAAGAUGCAUGUGAUUCUCCUGGUUUGUGUGUAUAUUGUAGUGAAAAUAAGGAGACCAUGCUUCUUCACCCUACAGUAAAACUCCGUGUCACAGAUAUACACUACAAAUUUCAGAUUAUUUACUUGAACGAUUCAGAAAAUUGCCUUCCGAAGAAGUUUCUAAACCUCAACAAUUUUACGAUUCCUCCUUACCAACUUGGUUCAUCAUAUGAACCACAAACAAACUACUUGAAUUUCUUCGAUUGUUCUUCACUUGGACUUCCACACCUCAGAAACAGAGACCAGACAUACUCGAGUUCGCAAGACAUGAUUCGUUGUCCGACUUACGUUUCUAACUCUGACGAAAGUGUCCUUGAAUUGGACCUAACAUCUUGUUCCAAGAUGUUCAACAUCAUUUCGCAGGCCUCGGCAUCUGACCUGCGGAGGAAUUGGUUGAAUUUGAGAUGGUCCGAACCAAACUGUGGUGAGUGCGAAGCAAAAGGCAAUAGAUGUAAAUGGAAGACGAACAGCACAACGGAAAUCGAAUGUGUAGACUGCAGUCCCAAACGACACAUUCACAUUCACAAAUAUUCUAUUUUCACUGCUACAGGUUCUAUUGUUUUGGGGCUGGUGGUUAUUGCAGUGUUUAAGAUGGUGCACCAUUUUAAAAAGAAAGAAGAAGACCAAGCUAGAGUGGAUAAGUUUCUAGAGGAUUACAGAGCAGACAAGCCUGCAAGAUUUACCUAUGCUGAUGUAAAAAGAAUCACUGGUGGUUUCAAAGAAAAGUUAGGGGAAGGAGCUCAUGGAGCUGUGUUUAGAGGAAAACUUUCAAAUGAGAUUCUCGUGGCUGUGAAGAUCCUCAAUAAUACGGAGGGAGAUGGGAACGAUUUCAUCAAUGAAGUUGGAAUUAUGGGAAAAAUUCACCACAUCAACGUGGUUCGUUUGCUUGGUUUUUGUGCUGAGGGACUCCAUCGGGCUCUUGUCUACAAUUUGUUUCCAAACGGUUCGCUACAGAGUUUCAUAUUUCCACCGGAUGACAAGGACCAUUUUCUUGGCUGGGAGAAGCUGCAACACAUUGCUCAUGGCAUUGCUAAAGGGAUUGAGUAUCUUCAUCAAGGUUGUGAUCGUCCCAUUAUUCACUUUGACAUCAACCCUCACAAUGUGUUACUCGAUGAAAACUUCAUCCCGAAAAUUUCUGACUUUGGCUUAGCCAAAUUGUGUUCAAAGAAUCCUAGUUUGGUGUCCAUGACAGCUGCAAGGGGAACCUUGGGAUACAUUGCACCAGAAGUUUUCUCCAGAAACUUUGGAAAUGUGUCUUAUAAAUCCGAUAUCUACAGUUAUGGAAUGUUAUUGUUGGAAAUGGUUGGAGGAAGGAAGAAUGUUGACAUAUCUUCAGCACAAAAUUUUAAUGUUCUGUACCCGGAUUGGAUCCAUAACCUGGUUGAUGGAGAUAUCCAUAUCCAUGUUGAGGAUGAAGGUGAAGUUAAAAUUGCAAAGAAACUGGCAAUUGUUGGACUUUGGUGCAUUCAGUGGCAGCCAGUGAACAGACCAUCCAUAAAAUCUGUCAUACAAAUGUUAGAAAGUGCAGAGGAAAACCAGUUAACUGUUCCUCCUAACCCAUUUCACUCAACGUCCUCCACUUCUACUGGUAGACUCAUUUCAACAAGACGUCCUAUGGAGUUGGAUGUGAUUCAAGAAUGAGGGAAUAACAACUUUUACCCUCACUAUUUUAUUGAUGUAUGCGUAGUGGUAGAAAAUAGUAUAUUAAUUUGUAAAAAAGAAAAUCCACAUGUAAUAUCAUUACAUUCAAACUAGUGUUUAAAUGCAUUUUCUUUUCUUUUCACAAUAAAAAAAUUGUUGGGUUUGAAUUAACUCAAUAUAAAGGUUAUUCUAUAUAAAGUAAGACCAACUAAAAAUAUUUAAUCAAACCCAUUUUUACUGACAAAUACAAUUUAUGCAAUUGUCAGAUUUUUAAUUUUAUUUAUUUAUUGUAGGACUACUCUCAAUAAUUUUCGUAAUAUUGAUCAAAUUUACAAAUUAAGUAUGUUUAUAAGUAAAGUAUGUAUAGCAACUCUUGAUCCUAAUUAGGCAGAUGUUAAUUAAAAGCUCAAUCUAAAAUUUAUAAAUACAUAUUUAAGGUAAGAAGGUAAGUCAUUAAAUUUAUUGUAAGAAUUAACUUUGUUUAUUGAACAAUCAUCUGUUGACGCAGCAAAGGAAGAUUCUAGCUACUCAAGGAACAUUAAGCAUCCUUUGUUGGUCACUGAGCAUGAACUACUUUGGUUGGGCGAGCUAAAUCUUGUGUUGGGCGACCAUGCUUGCUUCAUCUCCUUUAUUCCAAGUGGAAAUUGCAUGUAUUCUUCCCUUCUUGGUAGCAUUCUUCCACCUGAUUGAUCGUUCCUUUGUCAAAUUCCUAAUAGGAGAUUCAAUGGUUGGCC
This is a messenger RNA of Vigna angularis (adzuki bean), 2717 nucleotides long. RefSeq names its product rust resistance kinase Lr10. Gene Ontology annotation, biological process: protein phosphorylation. Lineage: Eukaryota; Viridiplantae; Streptophyta; Magnoliopsida; Fabales; Fabaceae. The record is from RefSeq and is a predicted model, not a curated record. The transcript has 2 exons. Bases 133 to 1983 code for a protein of 616 amino acids. Gene Ontology annotation, molecular function: polysaccharide binding; ATP binding; protein kinase activity.